Molecule: messenger RNA, 3501 nt
Organism: Labrus mixtus (cuckoo wrasse)
Lineage: Eukaryota; Metazoa; Chordata; Actinopteri; Labriformes; Labridae
Gene: irf4l
Product: interferon regulatory factor 4 like
Exons: 8
Coding region: 293-1648 (451 amino acids)
Biological process (GO): regulation of transcription by RNA polymerase II; immune system process
Cellular component (GO): nucleus
Molecular function (GO): DNA-binding transcription factor activity, RNA polymerase II-specific; RNA polymerase II cis-regulatory region sequence-specific DNA binding; protein binding
Source: RefSeq, a predicted model, not a curated record
AGGAUUUAAGCGCUCCCGCCGUAAAGAUGAGGGCUUUCUGAAUGAGUGUGUUUCAAAAGUGAGCCGAGUUUCAGGUAAGAGAGCAGCUCCACGCGCUUCCAGGGCGCAGAAGUUAGUCUGCGUGGGUUUUUUUGAGAGAGAGAGAGAGAGAGUUUUUCUAAACGUGAAAAGUUUCUGCAGGACUUUCACAACAACAACAACAACAACAACAACAACAAACAACAACAACACAGGAGCACUUUGAAACACCUCAGACUCCUGACAAGCGGACGUGUGGCAAAAGUGCGCAGAGAUGAACGCAGAGAUGGAGUACACGGGCUCCGGGAGCAGCGGCAACGGAAAGCUGCGCCAGUGGCUGAUCGAGCAGGUGGACUGCGGGAAAUAUCCCGGGCUGGUGUGGGAGAACGACGAGAAGAGCAUCUUCAGGAUACCAUGGAAACACGCCGGGAAACAGGACUACAACCGAGAUGAGGAUGCCGCGCUUUUUAAGGCUUGGGCGCUGUUUAAAGGCAAGUUUCGGGAGGGCAUCGACAAGCCGGAUCCGCCGACCUGGAAGACUCGCCUCCGCUGCGCCCUCAACAAGAGCAACGACUUCGAGGAGCUGGUGGAGAGGAGCCAGCUGGACAUCUCAGACCCGUACAAAGUUUACCGCAUCAUACCAGAGGGCGCCAAGAAAAGACCCCGACAGGAGGACAGCCCUCUGAGCCCAAUGAGCUACCAGAUGCACCCGUCCUACCCCACCCUGCAGCCUCAGGUUUCUCAGUACAUGCCCACAGCAGAGUGUGGCUGGAGGGAUUACUGUCAGGAUCCGCCCUCCCUCUCUGAGCUGCCCUACACUCAGUUUCCCUGUCCGCCCCGCAGCCUGCCGUGGCAGGGCCCGGCCGUGGACAAUGGAUACCAGCUCAGAGCGUCCAUCUACUCGUACAGCCCCGCUGACAGUCAGCCGUCACCAUUCACUCUGGACGCCAGCAUCAGAUCAGCAGAGGCCCUUUCAGACCUCCGCCUGCAUGUGUGUGUAUAUUUCCGGGACUCUCUGGUGAGGGAGGUGACCGUCUCCAGUCCGGAGGGGUGUCACAUCACACCAUGUUCCCCCGGGGAGAAGCACUUCAUGCAGCCUGGUGGUCGCGAGGUGAUAGCCCUGCCCGUAGAGAGUCUGUCCGCCCAGAGGAGGACAGACGAGUGUCCCCCGAGCCCCCCGUCCGACCUGGAGAGGGGCGUGUUACUGUGGAUGGGCCCAGAGGGACUCAACGCUCGGCGGCUGUGUCAGAGCAGAGUGUACUGGCAGGCAGGACUGUCCCAGUACGGAGACAAGCCCAACAAACUGGAGAGAGAGGUCACCUGUACACUCCUGCACACACAGGACUUCCUCACAGAGAUCCAGAGCUAUGGACUCCACGGUCGCCCGCCGCCUCGUUUCCAGGUCCUGCUGAGCUUCGGAGACGAGUGUCUGGACCCGCAGAGGCAAAGACGCACCCUCACAGUCCAGGUGGAGCCGCUGUUCGCCCGGCAGCUCCUGUACUACGCCCAGCAGAUGGGCAGCCACUACUACCGCAGCUUCGAGCACCCGGGGGUCUCAGACCUCAUAAACCCCUCUGAGGACUACCAGAGAGCCAUCCAACACCACCAGAGCAGCAGCCUGCAGGAGUGACCUCAGGAGGAGUGAGAGACUGUAGAAAACUUUCAGAUGCAACGGCGACCGUUUCUCCACACGGAGGACGAUCUCAGACGGCCUUAUACAUCUACUUACGGACAUUUACUGACAGGGCAUGUUUGUAUUGUGAUGAAAACCAAAGUGACUUUUUUAUUGUACUCAGGAUAUUUUUGUGCACUAUAGAUAUUUUACAUUCUGACUUUCCAAAGAAAACUGACAGCUCAGGUGAUUGUACUGUAAAAAUACUUUUUGUUGAAUUAAGUCCCUUCGGGGGAAAGUUAUGCCCUUUAAUUAAAAAGACAUAUUCACUUUCUUGCCCUGAAGUAAAUCAUGUAAUCAAUACUCUCUCCAGUGAACAUGAAGCCCGUUAGCCUAGCUUAGCACAAAUAUUUGAAGCAAAGGGAAACAGGUGGACUGACUUAUUGCAAAGGUAGCAAAAUCUGCUCAUCAAACCUUUGAAACAGUUCAACAUUAAAAACUAAAUUAUUCUGUUUUUUGUGCUCGGGUUGAUUUUUAAGAGUGUUGAAGAGUUCAGAUUUUUCCAGAUUUCCAUCUGAGAACAACAAAGCAUGCCGAGGUCAAAAAGCUCCAGCAACACUUGUAGUACGAAGAUCAACUUCAUUAACAAAUUAGACCGAGGCGUUUCGGCUUGUGGCCUUCAGCAGGGUCGUCAUCACGUGACCUCUUCAAGCCUUUCACUCGUCAUGCACCUUGGUAGUUGGUGAAGUUGUGCCAGAAAAAUCCUGCUCCGCAAGAACAAGCGUGCUCAAAGACAGCUCUGGAUUCAGCAGCUAACUCGACUGACCCUAACUUUCUGUCAAGUGUCAGGCUAGCACCAACACUGUGCCUUUAUAAUAAUGUAUGCAUUAGUCCAAACAGAGACUCUGUGAUGUAACGAUCAGCGUCUUCCUGCAGGUCAGUAUGUUAGUGUAGCUGAAGCGGGUAAUACUUGCAUGCUGAAUAUCUGGUUUACGUUGGUCUUAAAGGGCUUUUAAAAUGUUGCUUUCAGGUACAUUCGCUUCAUCAAAGAUGUUAGCAAAGCACCAAAGUGACUGAGAUAAACACAGAACAAAUGUAACAGGUUGAACUUAACGGUUUAUCAGCAGAACUUUAAAUGACAACAGCAUCAGAAAGUAACUCUUAAGAAACUCUUAAAUCUUCAGCGAUCAAAUGGUUAUCGCUGCUAGUCGUCUAACGCUACAGUGAAUUUUGUUAUUAGCGCCACGUCGCUAUGAUUCAGUCUAUUGACUGGCAGAUAACCAGCUCAGGAGCGCUCGCUGUGGGCAGCCCCCUUGCUCUGAUGUGUCUCCAUCAGUGCAUGUCCACAGGACCCUGUUUGUGCUUGUGUGUGUAUUUCAGCCUAUGUUUAGCAUGUGUAGCAUGUUCCACAAAAAGAGUGUCAAAUUAAUUGAUAAGGUAUAUCUUCUUCAGCGAUAAGUCAUGGAGUCUGCACAAACGCUAACAGAGAUUAGACCAUAAAAACAGAUUUUAAGAACGUCUUAGGACUGUGCUAUGCUAUCUGUUAUCUUAGCAGUUGUUAUGCUAAGCUUAGCGGCUCGUCUUCUGGCACAUCAGUAGCUUCAUGUUUGCUGUUCACGUCGAAGAGUGGAAAGAUUUCUGAAUGUAACUCCUCUUCUAAAGAUUUUUAAAUGAAACUCUCAGGGAGAUGCUUUCUAUAUAAGCUCUUGUGAACUUAGUUUUUGAAUCCGAUAUUUGAGAUGCAGAAGAGAUUUAUAAAUGUGAGGGUCAAACAUCAAAUCUGAGAAAAAAUGGAGGUGAAUGUUUUUGGGUUUUUUGCCUUGAGAGGAGCACUUCUUUUGUAAAUAAACAAUAAAAAGCUUCGAUGUAAA